UCCAGUUGAUUAGAUUGAGCUGACCGCACCAGCGCUAACGAUCCUCCUCCUCCCCCGCCUCUUAUCCACUGACUGACAAACCCUAAUAAUUUAAAAAUAAUAAAUAAUAAAUAAUAAAUAAAGCUCCCAACAGUAAUGCUAAAUUGUAUGGCACUGUCUCAGACUCCCGAUUUCAAUACUUGAGGAGGUUUUUGUAAUGGCGAGAUGUCAGAGAGAGUUUUCAAGGUUGUUAGGAAUAUUUUUUUUUUUAAGUGAAGGGUUACGGAGGGUUGAGGUUGGGAUAAGGUAUUAAGGUCUCCUUUCUGAAGGGUUUUUGAACACUUGUGUGAAGAAGAGAAAAAUGUUGCAGCCUGUGGAAUUUGAAGGGAGUAAUGAUAAUAAUGUGACUGGCUUGUUGAGAAAGAGAAAGCUGGAGCGUGGCACAGGAUGUAUUGAAAACAAUAGGCCAUUUCAGAGUAAUGUUCAAUGUGCUGGUGUUGGUUCUUUGGCUGUUGGCUGCCAAGAUAAUUUUGGAGAAAGGAAUCGGGUUCAUGGGGAUGGGGAUGUGACAAUUGGGAAGGAAACAGGAGUGGUUGUUGGAAAAUCAGGACAUUCUUUGGUGGAGAUGAGUCCUAAAACCGGUGGUAGUUAUGUUAAUGUCGUGGUUGAAGGUGGUCGGAGAAAUGGAUCACCGGUUGAUGAAAUUAAGUCACAUGUUGGGAAGUUAGCUUCAAUAGUUGCUCAGAAGCUCUGGGAUGGAUCCCUUCAGCUAAAUUCCUCUGUAACUGUGUCCCUUGUUGCCUUCUUUCAAAGUGGUGAGAAGAUGCCUGAUCUCAAGUGGUCUGAAUUUCUAGAAGUCAAAGGCAAAGUUAGACUAGAGGCAUUUGAAAAAUAUGUUCAAGAUCUUCCUCGAUCACGCAAUCGAGGGUUGAUGGUAAUCUCACUUCGCUGUAAAGAAGGGUCGUCUAAAUCUGGACUGGCAGGCAUGAAGGAGGUUGCAAAAGGAUACAAGAAAGGGAAGAGGGUUGGGUUUGUACAGGUCUCUCAGGGUAUUGAUCUGUAUGUGUGUCCUCGCAGUGAUAGCAUAAUCACAAUACUUGCUAAACAUGGGUUCUUCAAGGGAAUGGCUGCUGUUGAAGAUAACCAAGACUCGUUGAUUGGCUGUGUUGUAUGGCGAAGAAAUCAAGCAUCUUCAAGUUCUGUUCUUGAGAAAUCUGAGAGAAAGCACGGUUCCUUGUCUGAACAGCCUCUCAAGUCACCUUCAGACUCUUCAGUUGAAAGGGUAGAUCAUAAAGCUUUGUCUUGUUGCAUCCAAGUUGGAUCAAGAACAGAUUGCACAACUCUUGAUGGUGAUGAAAAUAACAAUGUUGAGCACAAGGAUAUUGAGACUAAACAAGUACAGACUGAACUGCGUAUCACUUCUUCCACCAUCAAUAAUCUCUUGCUGACAUCUACGAUUCUCAGCAAUUCACCAUCCAUGUUGAACGGACUUCAAACUUCUUCAACUCAUGACUCUGCCUCUUAUUUGCCUGCUAUGGGAAAGUUAUUGCAAGUCGGGCCACUUGUUAUGAAUAACUCAGAAGAGAAACCUAAAACAUCAGAACUUUGUAAACAUGGUUCACAGUUGUCAACUGACAUCGCCAAAAAGCCACUGCAUGCCCCAUAUGAUGAUGAUCUUCCAGAAUUUGACUUUGGAACUGCUUGUGGUAUUUUACAAACUCCAACAAGCAAGCCGUUGCAUGGGGUAAUUGCUGACAACAAACUACCAGCUGAAGAACUUAAGAAAAUCCUCGAGUCAUUGCCCCAAAUAACACCAACUGUACAGUCAAUGCUGGUUUCCAAUCAAAGGGAAUUAAGAGAUUUCAAUCCUCCCAGGCUUCCUUUGGAUACCCUUUUGAAGAUGCCCGUGCAGAGGAAAAUUUGUGUAGAUGGUAUGAACGUUCUCCCGCCCAAUUUAGAAGAAAAGCGUAUGCCUGUUACCACUACUUCAGCUCGCCCCUUGAAAAAUCUUUUUGAUGAUGAUGAUGAGAUGCCUGAAUGGAGCCCACCAGACUUUGAGCUUCUCAGGCAACAUGUUUCUGAUACAACCAGGCCAUCAACAACUUCUACUUACUCUAAAGUACGAAACUUGAUUUUUGAAAGACUUCCUCCUGGCUGUCCUAAUAACCUGCUCUCUUCUUCACCAAGAUCCGCCUAUGCUCGGUUUACUCCCCAGGCAGGCAUCAGUGCAUCUCAUCAGCUGAUGAGUCAUAAUGGGAGACCAGCACAGCCCAGUCUCUCCAGUGAAUAUACACUGCAUGGUCCAAAUUCAUCGACAGUAUUCAAUCCUAACCCUCUUCCUCGUUCAGGACCACCUCGUGACCCAUUUGAUGCCAAGCUUCCAGUCCACCAUGGUGGUUGGAAUCGUCGGAGGUGUUGAUGGUUCAUUAGUGUUGUAGACUAGGGAGUAAGUUAAAACACUGUACAUAUCCAUCUUCAGAUAGACAGAAACGCUGAAGAAAUGCUGCUUUGAUAGACAUGUGAACCUGUAUAUAAUCGGCAAGUGAAUAUUCAGAGUUAUUCCUGGAAAGUUCAGUUUUAUCAUCUACUAAUCAAGCUGUUUUUGGUUUUUAA
Molecule: messenger RNA, 2592 nt
Organism: Populus trichocarpa (black cottonwood)
Lineage: Eukaryota; Viridiplantae; Streptophyta; Magnoliopsida; Malpighiales; Salicaceae
Exons: 5
Coding region: 341-2398 (685 amino acids)
Biological process (GO): DNA-templated transcription
Cellular component (GO): nucleus
Source: RefSeq, a predicted model, not a curated record